This is a messenger RNA of Diuraphis noxia (Russian wheat aphid), 2594 nucleotides long. RefSeq names its product glycerophosphocholine phosphodiesterase GPCPD1-like. The record is from RefSeq and is a predicted model, not a curated record. Gene Ontology annotation, biological process: glycerophospholipid catabolic process. Lineage: Eukaryota; Metazoa; Arthropoda; Insecta; Hemiptera; Aphididae. Gene Ontology annotation, molecular function: starch binding; glycerophosphocholine phosphodiesterase activity.
UAGRUAUUAAAGAAUAUGCAACAAUGGUUUGAACAAGACCAAACAAACAUCAAACAGGUACAAUCAUCAGAUACAAAGUUUCAUUCAGUAUCAAGAUCACCUAAAGAAAUGGACAAGUUAUUAAUACUUAAAACAUUCACUGUUGAAGCUGAAACAAUAACUGGACAACAUAUUUGUGUAUCUGGUAACUGCCCAACUCUCGGUAAUUGGGAAGUGAACAAGGCAUUUGUUCUAAAUAACACAAAUGUGAUACGUAUAAGAAAAAAUCGAAAAUACUGUGUUUGGACUGGAUCUAUUCAUUUGCCACCUGAUCAAGAAAUAUUCUUUCGUUAUUUCAUGGCAUAUAUUAUAGAACCUGAUGAAGAAUUUGUGAAACAAAGACAUAUUUUUGUUCAUUCGUGGGAGUCUCAACCGGAACCUAGACGUGUACAAGAUGAAACUCAAAUAUCAAGUAGUGAUAGGGCUUUUCAAAGUGAUAUGUAUGGUAUGAAUGAUAAAAAACUAAUAAGCAAAGGUUUUUUAACUACAGAAUGUGCUAUUCAGUUUAAAUUAUUUGAUACUCCUAUUACAUUCUGGAAUUCUAAGCUACAAAGUAAAAUGAAUUUAGUUAGUGUAAAAAUGACACCGAUUCCUUUGUCAAAAUUGUCAGCUGAUUCUGGAGACACAUCUCCUAACACAAGCAGUUUCAUACACGAAGAUUCAAGCUCACAAGGAACUGAUUAUAUUGAGAAACAUUUUGGAUGGCCAUAUGUAGAAUGUGUGGUAAAUAUUUUUAUUCAUUUUCCUGCAGAACCUAAACCCAGAUAUAGUUUAAGAUUUAUAUUUAAAGAAUCUUCUGAUGAACCUCCUUUCCAUAUUGGUUUCACUCACAUCCUACCGAGUAAUAUGAAAUAUAGUAAUGGAACAAUUAUAUCUCCCAUCACAAGUGUUCGACAUAAGCCAAUAGGAGAAAUUAAAAUUGAUUAUUUAAUUAUUAAGCCAACUAAAGAUAUCAAAUGUACUUUAGAACAAGUGAGAUUGACAGAUUGGAAAAGUAACGAUGUUCCAUUAGAUAUUGGCCAUAGAGGAUCAGGUUCAUCAUUUACACAUAUUUUAUCAGAUUGUUCACAUAUUCGUGAGAAUACAAUAGCAUCAUUGAAAGAAGCAGCAGAUAAAGGGGCUGAUUUGGUUGAGUUUGAUGUACAACUUACUAAAGAUUUGGUACCUAUUAUUUAUCAUGAUUUUGUAGUAUCAAUGGCAACAAAAUCUAAAACAAAUAUUUUAGCUGAAGAAGUUGAAAUGAUUCAAAUUCCGUUGAAAGAUUUUACUUUCGAACAAUUACAAAAACUUAAGAUUUAUCAUAUUAAAGAACCUUAUACUCUUUCUGAAACUCACUUUCUUAAUGAUGUUAGAAAUGAUUAUCAACCUUUUCCAAAACUUGAAAAAGCAUUUGCAGAUGUUGAUACCAGUGUUGGAUUUAAUAUUGAAUUGAAAUGGACAAUGAAACUUCAGGAUAGAACCUAUGAACUUGAGAAUCCAUUUGACAUGAAUUUAUUUGUUGACACCAUACUUAAAACCACAUUUGAAUGUGCAGGUUCACGAAGUAUUGUGUUUUCUUGUUUUCAUCCUGAUGUCUGUAUUAUGCUUAAAAUGAAGCAAAAUCGGUAUCCUGUAUUGUUUUUAACUCAAGGUGUUACUACCCGAUACCCUUCAUAUGCUGAUCCUAGAUGUCAUUCAAUACAAAACGCUGUUUACCAUGCUACUUGUCAUGAUUUAUUGGGAGUAAAUGUUCACUCUGAAGAUUUAUUGCGUGAUCCAUUACAAAUAGAUAUUGUUAAACAAGCUGGACUUGCGCUAUUUUGUUGGGGAGAUGAUAAUAACUGUAAGGAUGUAGUCAAUAAAUUCAAAAAACUAGGCGUAAAUGCUGUUAUAUACGAUAAGUUGGACAAGAUUGAGUUAUUGAAAAAAAAAGAUUCUUGUUCUACUAAAAAUCCUGAUGUCUUCAUUGCCAAUAAUUAUUGUGAUCAAAACGACAUACUUUUAUCAAACCAACAAUCACUUAAUGAUGAUCCACAUUUACGUGAAGCGGAAAAAGACAGUAAUAAAUAUUUCAUGGAUGUUGGUAAGGCCAGUUUUCAGAAUCAAUGUUCUUCAACAGAAACAUUAUGGAAUGAAAAGAUAAAUGAUUCUAAGUCGCAAACAAGAAAACAGAGAUAUGACUGUAUUGAUGACGGUACAUUGGAACCAGAUAUUAAACCAACUAAAUCAAAAAAAUCUAAUGCUGAUAUUUAGAAAAUUAGUUAGAAAUCAAUGCUAUCUAAAUUUGAACGAUACAAAAUAAUCAAAAUAAAUUGUAUUUAUUAUAUAUUUUAAUAAAUGUAUUUUAAUACAUUAUUAACUAACAAUUGUUAAAAACUUAUCAGCGUAAGAAUAGAAAUUAUUUAUAAGCUACAAAGUUUAAAUUUAAGUAUUGAUUGAGUUAAUUAUUUAAUAGAAACAUGAUAAUUUGAAAACAUAACAAAAAUGUAUUUAUACUGGCAUUUAAUUAUAAAUGUUUUAAUUCUUUUGGAUAAAUGCAUUUUGGUGCUGUAAUAUAAUUUAUAUUAAUCUACUAC